UCCACCAACUCUCACUUCGUCUAUCUCAAAAAUUUUCCUUGUUUUCUCCGCUUCUCAGUUCGCAUCAAGCAUCUGUGACAAUGUCUUGCUACAAGGGAAAGUAUGCUGAUGAGCUUAUUGCCAAUGCUGCAUACAUCGGUACCCCUGGAAAGGGUAUUCUCGCUGCUGACGAGUCAACUGGCACAAUCGGAAAGCGUUUCGAAAGCAUUAAUGUUGAGAAUGUUGAAUCAAACAGGAGAGCUCUCCGUGAGCUUCUCUUCACCACCCCCGGUGCCCUUCAGCACCUCAGUGGAGUCAUCCUCUUCGAGGAAACUCUAUACCAGAAAACCGCCGCAGGCAAACCCUUUGUUGAUGUAAUGAAGGAGGGAGGUGUUCUCCCAGGUAUCAAGGUUGACAAGGGCACAGUCGAGCUUGCCGGAACCAACGGUGAAACCACCACCCAAGGUUUAGAUGGCCUUGCCCAACGCUGCCAGCAGUACUACAAAGCUGGUGCCCGCUUUGCCAAAUGGAGAGCUGUUUUGAAAAUCGGCCCGAACGAGCCAUCACAGCUGGCGAUCAACGAGAACGCAAACGGGCUGGCCCGUUACGCAAUCAUCUGCCAGGAGAACGGUCUGGUGCCCAUCGUGGAGCCUGAGAUCCUCGUCGACGGGUCCCACGACAUCGACAGGUGUGCUGAUGUCACCGAGCGUGUUCUUGCUGCUUGCUACAAGGCCCUCAAUGACCACCAUGUCCUCCUAGAAGGAACCCUAUUGAAGCCCAACAUGGUGACACCUGGCUCUGACGCCAAGAAGGUUGCACCGGAGGUUAUUGCCGAGUACACUGUUCGCGCUUUGCAGCGAACAAUGCCACCAGCUGUUCCGGCUGUGGUUUUCUUGUCCGGUGGCCAGAGCGAGGAGGAGGCCUCAGUGAACCUUAAUGCAAUGAACAAGCUCAAGGCGAAGAAGCCAUGGACACUCACUUUCUCAUUCGGGCGGGCCCUACAGCAGAGCACCCUCAAGGCUUGGGCUGGAAAGGAAGAGAAUGUUGGAAAGGCGCAGGCUGCUUUCCUUACUAGGUGCAAGGCUAACUCCGAGGCGACACUUGGAACUUACAAGGGUAGCAGCUCUUUGAGUGAGGGUGCUUCUGAGAGCCUUCACGUUAAGGACUACAAGUACUAAGUCGAAGUCGUUGCUGUUUUUCUUAGCCCUGCCUUUUUUUUUUUCCGUGUCAAUGGGGAGAGAGAGAGAGAAGUAGUAAUUGGUGACGGUUUUUGACUAGUUUUCGUAUUUUUCUCUUUAUAUUCCCAAACUUUUUAUUAGACUUGCGUGUUUUUUAAAUAAGCUUUUGAGGAACUUCGGCACUGUGAAAUGGAUGUUUGUUGUUGAACAGGCUGUUUUGCUAAAUUAUGGCUGUUAGUUCUUAUUUAAGACUUUGGCCCCCAUUGAUUGGGUGAGUUUUUCUAAUUUGAAUUUUCAUGAUUUGGUGCUAUGUGU
Messenger RNA from Erythranthe guttata (spotted monkey flower), 1472 nucleotides. It is a transcript of the gene FBA6, whose product is annotated as Aldolase superfamily protein. Gene Ontology annotation, molecular function: fructose-bisphosphate aldolase activity. Gene Ontology annotation, biological process: glycolytic process. The record is from RefSeq and is a predicted model, not a curated record. Lineage: Eukaryota; Viridiplantae; Streptophyta; Magnoliopsida; Lamiales; Phrymaceae.